AUGGAAGCAGAAACCGCUCUUUUGCUUUUGGUAGGCUUACUCAUCGUCGAGGGAAGUGAUGACUUUGAAGAAAGAAAGAAAUUCCAUGGUAAGUUUGCCCAUAAGAUCGUGAAUGCAGGACAUGAGGUUGAUGAGGAUUACGAGUACUAUUUGUGGAAAAAGUACGGCAAAGGAAAACUGGGAAAAACUAUUCAAGAAGAAAGCUUAAGCAGUGGCCCAUCAGUACAGUAUCGAAAAAAUAGCGACACGUACAGCUCAUACUACAGUAGUCCAAGUUACAGUUAUGGGUAUCCGGCUUACAAUUAUGCUUCUUCAUAUCCGUACUACAGCAGUGGAUACGGUUACGGAUAUCCCUCAACUGGCAGUUAUGGUUAUGGGAUUCCCUGGCUUGGCAAUGGCCUGUUCAGUUUGGGAUUUGGACGGGGGCUCGAUAUCAUGACUCCAAUCGGCGGUUUCGGUAUUGGCAGUGGAUUCAGCAUAGGAAUCGGAUGA
Haemonchus placei is the source of this 492-nucleotide messenger RNA. The record is from the annotation of a GenBank genome assembly. NCBI's taxonomy places the organism in Eukaryota, Metazoa, Nematoda, Chromadorea, Rhabditida, Trichostrongylidae.